AUGGAGAUUAUGGAAAGUAUCAGUGAAAGGGGCCAAAAAUUAUUAAUAGUCGAACAAUUGAUAUUGGUGGCAUUAACACCAGACAACAAAGAGAUACUUUGCAUCAAGCCACCAAAAGGUAAAACACUUGGUGCAACUUAUUCACCUAAAAGUUUAGAUCAUUUACCAGUAGCUAAAGAAAAUAUUUUAUUCUUAUACGCUAUAUCAGGAUGUGAUACAACAUCUGCGUUCUAUGGAAAAGGAAAGACUAAACUAGCCGAAAUAUUAAAAAAAUCUACAGAAUUAGAAGAUGCUGGAAAUUGUUUAAACAACCUGUUGCUCAUCUACACGACCUUAUUAUAA
This is a messenger RNA of Psylliodes chrysocephalus, 342 nucleotides long. Lineage: Eukaryota; Metazoa; Arthropoda; Insecta; Coleoptera; Chrysomelidae. The record is from the annotation of a GenBank genome assembly.